Molecule: messenger RNA, 1488 nt
Organism: Clonostachys byssicola
Lineage: Eukaryota; Fungi; Ascomycota; Sordariomycetes; Hypocreales; Bionectriaceae
Source: the annotation of a GenBank genome assembly
AUGUCGCUUCAAGCCUCUUUUAUGGGUCUCGCGGCCUUGUUGACCGUUGUGUCAUCCGCUGCCGUCAACGAUGGCUGCAAUGCGUUGGCCUCCAGCCACCCCGAUAAGACAUUCUUCCCCGGGUCAGAGCGGUACAAGUUUGAGAAUGAAUUCUCCUGGACCUCAACGACCUACCUCGGGCCAUCUUGUAUUUUCGCUCCGCAAGGCGCGGAAGAUGUGCAGUUCGCGCUUCAAACUUUCCGGGAGCACCAAGUACAAUUUGGAAUUCGUUGCGGAGGCGCCAUGCCCAUCGACAACGCCGCCAACAUUGGGCCAGAGGGGAUCAUGAUGGCUAUGACAAAUCUCACCAGCAUGGCUAUCUCAGAUGAUACCGAGACUGUCACGAUCGGGGCUGGUAUAACGUGGCCACCAUUGUAUGCGUACUUGGAUGAAUUCGGCGUCACGGCGAACGGUAUUCGCUCGGGCAACGGCGGAGUCGUCGGUGCCAUUCUAGGAGGGGGCCCCUUCGGGUUCAUGGCCUAUGAGUACGGAAUGUCGAACGCUGCGAGAUCUCUUGAGUGCGUCCUGGCUGAUGGCACUCUAGUGACUGCCAGCGCUAAGGAGCAUCCAGACCUGUUCUGGGCUCUCGUUGGAGGCGGCAACAACUACUGCAUUGUCACUAAGGCUGUUCUCAAUACUAUCCCGAUAUCUUCUGCCCUAAUCGGAACAGUUUCUUGGGGGUCUAAUGUAACAGAUCAGUAUAUCAAGAGUGUAGAGCAGUUUGCACUUCACGGCGCAGAGCAUCCCAAGGCUUCCUUCGAGGGUCAGACCCGCUGGGUGCCAUCCCGCAGCCCUGAUAUCUCUUUCGACGGAUACCUUUGGUACAGCGGCGAAGGGGACGUACCCAUUGGGCUGGAGAACUUUACUGCACCCAUCUUACCCAUCACACGAGGAAAUAUCUCGCGAACGACAAUAGGCCAAUGGUCUAAUGAGUUCAACUACGCUCCUCCUCUCGGAACUCGUGCUAUAUUCCACUGGCUAACUAGCAAUGCCAAUGCUACAGCUGCUAGGAUCGCUUUCGACACCUACUACGAAAGCAUCGCAUCUUUGGCAGAUGUCGAGGGUUUCUCAACCGCUUUCAGCAUGCUCCCAAUCACACCCAUUGUGACUGGAGCACCACGCGGAAACGCCAUGAGUCUAGGCGAAGAUGAUAGCCCGGCGAUCUGGUACGUCGAGAGUCCUCUGUGGUCGAAUCCCGAAGAUGACGAGCGCGUGCUCCGCGUACACUCCGAGGCGAACGAGAAGAUCCGGGCGAAACUUUCUGCCGCUGGGCUGGGGCCGCUUCCGUUCAUGUAUCUUAGUGACAUACAAAAGUCUCAGAUCCCUGAGACCUUCCCGGCAUAUGGAGCAAGGAACCUGCGAAAGAUGAAAGCCGUCAGGGACAAGUAUGAUCCUGACCGUGUCUUCACUGAACUUGUGCCAGGAGGUGCCAAGAUUGCCUUGGCUUAG